Messenger RNA from Lindgomyces ingoldianus, 1923 nucleotides. RefSeq names its product ATPase NPA3. NCBI's taxonomy places the organism in Eukaryota, Fungi, Ascomycota, Dothideomycetes, Pleosporales, Lindgomycetaceae. The coding region runs from base 153 to 1496 and encodes 447 amino acids. The transcript has a single exon. Gene Ontology annotation, molecular function: GTPase activity. The record is from RefSeq and is a predicted model, not a curated record.
CACAGCAUCCCUCCACUCUCACUCUCCAGAUUCUAGAGAAUCUAGGCUCUCUUGGCUCGCAGACUAUGAGUACAUAACCUCCGACGCUCUCCCAUUCUCUACCUCCACUUUAAGCUCUCUCACAACCUCCGACACAUCCACCCACCACCAUCAUGUCGGCCUCACUGCCUAAAGUCCCCCCAGGUGCUCCCACCUCCACCCCCGUCGCCAUCGUUUGCAUUGGCAUGGCCGGCUCGGGCAAGACAACCUUCAUGCAACGCCUGGUCUCACACCUCUACACACACCCCGACCCCACCGACCCCAUCCCCACCGUCUCCAAAACUCCCUCCACCCCGCCCUACAUCCUCAACCUCGACCCGGCGGUUCACCACAUCCCCUUCACCCCCAACAUCGAUAUCCGCGACUCCGUAAACUACAAAGAAGUCAUGAAACAAUUUAACCUCGGGCCAAACGGCGGGAUCCUUACCAGUUUGAAUCUAUUCAGUACGAAGAUUGAUCAAGUUAUUGCAUUGUUGGAGAAGCGGACUAGCCCGCCGCCGGUGGUGCCGGUGGUGGAACAGAGUACUGUGGAGUUUAUGACCGGGAAGGGGAAGGCGGCUGCACAGUCGCCCCCCGGUCAGGGGCAGGGACAGACUCAGCAGGUGAAACAUAUACUCAUCGAUACGCCCGGCCAGAUUGAAGUCUUCGUGUGGUCAGCCAGCGGCGAGAUCCUAUUAUCCAGUCUCGCGAGCACAUUCCCGACGGUAAUCGCGUAUAUCAUAGACACGCCACGUACAACGAGCACAUCGACAUUCAUGUCAAAUAUGCUCUACGCAUGCUCUAUCCUCUACAAAACAAAACUCCCUAUGAUCCUCGUCUUCAACAAAACCGAUGCCCAGAACGCUGAUUUCGCAAAAGAAUGGAUGACAGAUUUCGAGGCUUUUCAAGACGCUCUCCGGAAUGAGGAGGAAGGCGGGAGUUUUGGUGGGGAAGGAAGUGCGGUUGGUGGUGGGAGCGGGUAUAUGGGGAGUUUGUUGAACAGCAUGUCGCUCGUGCUGGACGAGUUCUACAAACAUCUGAGCGUUGUGGGUGUUAGUGCUAUGACAGGUGACGGCAUGGAUGAGUUCUUCAAGAGUGUGCAGGAGAAGAAGGAAGAGUUUGAGCGAGACUACAAGCCCGAGCUCGAGCGCCGAAAGAAGGAGCGUGAGAAUGCUAAAGUUGCUACCAGGGAGAAGGAACUGGGCAGGCUAAUGAAGGACAUGAAAGUUGGUGGCACCAGCAAACCGAAGAAGGGCCCGCGGAAAGAGGAACCAGAGACCGUUAGCGAAGCCGAAGACACAGAUGAGGAAGGCAUGCAGGUCGACGACGAAGACUCAGACGACUCAGCCUACGGUACAGAAGGCGGGCUCGAGGCCCGGUACAAGCAGGCGUUGAAAGACAGUCGAGGUGACGAGGGAGGUCCUUCGGGAGACGAUUUCAGCUUCGCAAGGUAUAUGCAUAAGGCUAAUCUCGGCUGAAGAGUAGCCAAGACGAGCGGGUUAGUUGUCAGGUCAAACCAUCUUUCCGUGCUUUGCUCCAUUUCUGAUUCCUAGUUCUCUCGGGAAGAAUAUGUGCGGAUGUGGUUAGUGUUGAGUUGAGUUGAAGGUUGGUUACAGGGCAGGGUAGACCACAGCGUUAACGUAGUGGCAGAUUGCCACUUUCAUUUGGCUUCCGGAAUGUUUUCCAAGUCAAGCCGGCUGUCUCGCGCGAACCACGAAAGCGUGCUCAGGUGUGGUAUAUGGGAACCCGGUAAACCCGAAAUGGGGCCGUUCACGAGAAUGGAGGCCUGUGGCAGAGCCUGUACUACCUCGAGUCAUGUUUUAGACACAACAUAGAGGAGUCGAAAGUGUAGAAAAGCAGCAAGAAGGGGCUGAUGUGUAGGUAGGAAGGUAGCACAGAACCGGA